AUGAAGCUGCUGCUCUUCUUCCUCUUCUGCGUCUCCACAGGUGGAGUUUCAUUAAAUGAUAAGAAUGAGAACAGCAAUGCUUCAGGUUCUGUGACUUCAGUCGAAGGAAAAGAAGCUGAUGCAGAAACUUUAGAAGAGCUUAAUCAUGAGGUCAUCGUUCUGGAGGGAGACAUCAUCAUGCCGGAGGACAGGAAUGCUGUUCAGCAGUUGUGGGCAAACGCUGUCGUCCCGUUUACCAUCAGUCCUGAUCUGGCUGAUCGAGCCUCAAACAUCUUCGCCGCCUUUAAGAUGAUUUCAGAUGUGACGUGUAUUCGCUUCAAGAGACGAACCAAUGAGCUCAACUACCUCAAGUUCCUCAGCGGCAAAGGCUGUGCGUCGUUCGUGGGCGUCCGUGGAGGAGCUCAGUCUCUGUACUACGGUCGGACCUGCAGCGUAGGGAACCUGUGCCAUGAGAUCAUCCACUCACUGGGUCUGCACCAUGAACACACCAGACAGGACCGGGACCAGUACAUCACGGUGAACUGGGACCACAUCAAACAAGCGAGUAAAAAGAACUUCAAGAAGAAACCAGGAGACACUCUGAACCUCCCGUAUGAUGUUGACUCCAUCAUGCACUACGGACCAUACUUCUUCAGUAAAGAUGGAGGUCCGACGAUGUUAGCGAAGCAGGGAACAGAUCACAUGGGUCAGAGGAAUUACCUCAGCCUGCUGGAUAUACAGAGACUCAACACGCUCUACCGCUGUGGUCAAAGAGGGAAAUGGUGA
This is a messenger RNA of Scomber japonicus (chub mackerel), 765 nucleotides long. Its product is annotated as astacin-like metalloprotease toxin 5. The coding region runs from base 1 to 765 and encodes 254 amino acids. The record is from RefSeq and is a predicted model, not a curated record. The transcript has 10 exons. Lineage: Eukaryota; Metazoa; Chordata; Actinopteri; Scombriformes; Scombridae. Gene Ontology annotation, biological process: proteolysis. Gene Ontology annotation, molecular function: metalloendopeptidase activity; zinc ion binding.